CUCUCACACACAGACCAUUUGCACUACGCUCACUUCGCACUCUAAUAAUAAUGAGGUCUACGACCCCAAUCCAUCCUGCUGUCCCAUGUAUCAAGUGGAGAGAGAGAUAGAAACAUUGAUAUGGAACCCUCGGAGGGGAAUAUGCCUCUUGGCUGUGUCAACAGACGGCUGGUUAGACAGGAAGCCAAUGUGUUCUUUUGCAUCUUGCUACGGGAGGGGAGGGGUGUAACAUGACACCAGCCAUUUUCCGCUCACUGGCAGUGAAAGAGACUGCAAGCUCUCGCUGCAGAUGUGGUUGACGUCGCUGUGUCUUUCUUGGCCGCAGGGAAAUCACAUCCUUAUCUUUUAACAAAAUGGCGGAAGAACUACGGAUUGUGCUACUCGGCAAAACCGGUGAUGGGAGAAGCAGUGCUGGAAACACCAUCCUGGGUGGAGACUUCUUUGAGGUGAUGAGCUCACCGGAGUCCACCACACACAAAUGCAGCGUCCAGCACAACAAAGUCAACGGGAGGCUGAUUUCAGUCAUCGACACUCCUGGAUUUUUCGACACCCGUUUAACUGAGGAGCAGCUGAAGCCUGAGAUUGUGAGGUGCAUCACAGAGUGUUCUCCUGGACCGCAUGCUUUUGUGAUUGUGCUCCGGGCAGGCCGCUAUACCGAGCAGGAGAUGGCGGUUGUGAAGAAGAUCACCGAAUCGUUCGGCGAGGAGGCCUUCCGCUACGCCGUCAUCCUUUUCACUUUCGGGGACGACGAGAUUGACGAUGACUGCGACACCGUUGAGGAGUUUGUGGAGACUAGCGAGGAGCUGCAGGAGCUCGUGGACAAGUGUGGAGGCCGCUGCCACGUCAUCGACAACAGAUACUGGACCACGGCACAAAAGGGGUACAGGAGCAACAAGAGGCAAGUUGAUAAACUGCUAAAAACUGUUGACAAGAUGGCCGCCCUCAAUGGAGGAAGCUGUUACACCAACGACCUACUGGAGGCCGUGGAACAGGGAAUACAAGCCGAGACAGCACGACUCCAGGAGGCCGAGGUGGAGAAGGACGAGGAAGAAAUAAAACGACUAGCCAAGGAGAACAUUCAUCGAGUGCUCAUGAUGAUACUAGGGGGUGUAGUGGGGGCCCUUUUGGGUGCCUUGUUCGGACUUGUAGUGACCGCACUGUCAGAUCCCGCAUCGAAAACUGUGGUUGUCUUGUUAGGGACUGUCCAAGGCACUAUAGCGGGGGUCAAGGCAGCAAAGCAUGAGAAGAGCAUCAAAGGUGCUCUGACCAAGGCCUUUCAGGCUAAUCUGUGUUGCUUCACGGAUCGAUUUUCGAAGGAUACAGACUAAUGCAAGCUGACUAAGGACAUUGUAGGAGGAGAAAAUGUAAAUCUUGAAUCAAUGCGCUCAUUUGUUUCUAUUUAACAAUCUAAAUUUUUUUAUGAAAGCUAAACUUAUGAACCCAUGCCAGUCAUAUUUUAGGAUUCUAGUCACUGUGACGAAGACAGUUAGAGUGAAGAAGUAUUGUUUAAUCAAGAGAUUUCAUAUUCACGUAAAAUUUUAUUUUUAGUUUUCUAUGUGCCUUAAUCCUCAAAAGCUAUUAAAUCAUGUGUUCUAUUUCAUACCGUGACCUCUGUUGUGUGCUCUUCUGUUGACGUCCAUGUGCCACCUGGCACUUAAUACCAAAAAGCUUAUAUUCAAACUUUUACAAUAUUGUCCCAGGAAAACGUCCAUUUCAAAACACUGAGAAAACCUAUUGUUAGCAUAUUGUUCAUCAUUAUCUCAGUGGGUGUUUUACAAUGUAAAGUAUGUUCAUUAAAUGAAAUGUAAAAAAUA
Clupea harengus (Atlantic herring) is the source of this 1814-nucleotide messenger RNA. Its product is annotated as GTPase IMAP family member 9-like. The coding region runs from base 354 to 1328 and encodes 324 amino acids. The record is from RefSeq and is a predicted model, not a curated record. The transcript has 2 exons. NCBI's taxonomy places the organism in Eukaryota, Metazoa, Chordata, Actinopteri, Clupeiformes, Clupeidae.